Messenger RNA from Fonsecaea nubica, 1074 nucleotides. RefSeq lists its product as hypothetical. Gene Ontology annotation, biological process: positive regulation of transcription by RNA polymerase II. The record is from RefSeq and is a predicted model, not a curated record. Gene Ontology annotation, molecular function: cyclin-dependent protein serine/threonine kinase regulator activity. The transcript has a single exon. Bases 1 to 1074 code for a protein of 357 amino acids. Lineage: Eukaryota; Fungi; Ascomycota; Eurotiomycetes; Chaetothyriales; Herpotrichiellaceae. Gene Ontology annotation, cellular component: mediator complex; nucleus.
AUGGCCGCCAACUACUGGGUCUCGACACAGCGCAAAUUCUGGACAUUCACGCCGGAAAAGCUGCUCGAGAUCCGCGACGAACUGGACAGACAAAAUUCCAAAGUUCUUGACCAGUGGCCCUAUCCGGAUAGAAGACUGAUGCUCAUCUUCCUGCGAGACAGAAUCUUACAGCUAGGCAAGAGGCUGCAAUUCCGCCAACAAUGCGUUGCCACUGCCAUGGUCUACAUGCAGCGCUAUUUCCUCUCGACACCGAUGCAAAACGUCAACCUCUACCUGCUUGUUGCGACAGCUUUCUAUCUUGCCUCCAAAACCGAGGAAUCGCCCCAUCACAUCCGCCUUGUCGCGGCCGAAGCACGCCAAGCAUGGCCCGAAUUCGUGCCGGGGGAUGUCUCGAGGCUCGGGGAGAUGGAGUUCUGCCUCAUCUCAGAGAUGCGCUCCGAAUUAAUUGUCUGGCAUCCCUAUCGCUCCUUGAUCACGCUGAAGGAGAAUCAAGAGCUCAAGUUGACCAACGACGAACUUGGCUUGGCUUGGUCCAUCAUCAAUGACAGCUACAUGACCGACUUGCCACUGACCUGUCCUCCUCACCUUGUUGCCAUUAUUGCAAUGUUUCUUGCCGUGGUCUUCUUACCCUCUGCUAAGGCCGCCGGCACACUACGUCCUUUGCCUCAUGAAACCCUAUCAAACCCGGAUGCCGGUCACUUUUCAUCGCUUGGAGUCGGCGGGCGCCAGAGCCUGUCUACUCCUAUCAAUAGCGUCCUGAGCAAUCUGCAAAUGUCGAACCUCAUGGCCACCCAAAGCAACGCCCACCUCAAUGGGAAAGCAUCAUUUCUCAAUCAAACCGAAACACCCUCGCAGCAGCCAGGAGACAGAGAGAAGGUGAUAAACCCGAGCAAGGAUAAUGAGAAGAUGCAGAAUACCAUCAAAUUCCUGGUCGAGUCCGGCAUCAACAUUGAACAGAUGAUUGAGGGCACCCAGGAAUUGAUCAGCCUGUACGAUAUCUGGGAGCAGUACAACGAGAAGUCAGUCAAAGACGCCGUAGCUCGAUGUAUGAAGGCGCGUGGGUUGGACAGCUAG